Chrysoperla carnea is the source of this 4832-nucleotide messenger RNA. RefSeq names its product NPC intracellular cholesterol transporter 1 (gene Npc1a). Gene Ontology annotation, cellular component: membrane. The transcript is spliced from 11 exons. Gene Ontology annotation, molecular function: lipid carrier activity. The coding region runs from base 123 to 4142 and encodes 1339 amino acids. The record is from RefSeq and is a predicted model, not a curated record. NCBI's taxonomy places the organism in Eukaryota, Metazoa, Arthropoda, Insecta, Neuroptera, Chrysopidae.
GAUUUUUUGUGAUAUAGGAAAACAAAAUACGCUUUUCGAAAGCACUUGAGUUUUUUGUAAAAAAUUUUAUUAGAAUUUCGUGUUUUAUAUUAUAAAGUGUUAAAAAAAAAAUUAUUUUAAAAAUGAAGCAAAUUUUACAGUAUUUUAUUUUCUUAUAUUUGCUAAUUAAGAUACAAGCAGCUGACAAUAAUACGUAUGAAUGUGUGUGGUAUGGACAAUGUAACAAAGAUAAUAUGGGCCGAAUGCAGAAUUGUGUUUACAAUGGGCCUCCAAAACCCUUAAAUGAUACUAAUGCUCAGGCCUUAUUAGCUAAAUGGUGUCCACAUCUAAUUAAAGAUGAUGGAGAGGGUAUUAAAACAUGCUGUGAUGCAAAUCAACUUACUUAUUUUGAUACAUCGAUUAAACUCGCUGAAAAUUUGUUGGGCCGAUGUCCCUCGUGUAUGAGAAAUUUGGCAAAUCAUUUAUGUGACUUUACAUGUGGCACGGAUCAAUCACGAUUUAUGAGUGUUACGGAAACACAAAAGAAUGCAACAGGUGGAGAAUAUAUUCUUGCUGUGGAAAUAUUUAUUACAAACGAAUAUUUAAAUGGUGCCUAUGAUUCAUGCAAACAAGUAUCCGUCCCAAGUACUGGACAACGGGCAUUAGAUCUGAUGUGUCCACCAUACGGAGCUGUUGGUUGUACACCAGCCAGAUGGUUUAAAUUUAUGGGUAGUGCAAGUGCCGAUAAUCCUUUUGUACCAUUUCAAAUCACUUAUGUAAAUACAAGCUCACCAGUAGAAGAUUUUGUACCACUUGAUCCAAAAAUAACACCAUGUAAUUUGGCAAUCGAUGAAAACAGUUCAGCUUGCAGUUGUGUGGAUUGUGAAUACAGUUGUCCAAAACCACCAGAAUAUCCUCCAGAUCCAGAACCAUUUGUAAUACUCAAUUUUAAUGGUUAUUCAUUUUUGCUGACAUUGUUAUACGCCAUUUUUGUCGUCGUUUUUCUUUCGUGUUCGUAUUGUUGUAAACAAGGCUCAGUUGUGGACACUAUAGAAACACGCGGAGCACAAGUUGGACGUAGAUUAGCGGGAAAUACAGUUCCACAUUCAUCAUCCAGACUUGCGCUUGGUGCUGAUCAAGAGGAUAGUCCUUUACAAUCAAAUCGUUCGAGUGUAAUCGCCGAUAAUGAACAUGAAAUGCCAACUCACGCGAUUGGAGAUACUGCAAUCGAUGACGUACCAGAAUCAUCUAUUUGGGAACGUUUUGGUGCAAAUACAGAAACAAAUUUACAACAAUUCUUCCAACAGCUUGGUACAAAAUGUGCAGAAUAUCCAUGGCUAGUGUUGUUCAUUGGUUUCAUGGUUGUGUGUGGUUUAUGCCAUGGUAUCAUACGUUUAAAAGUCACCACCGAUCCAGUGGAAUUAUGGGCAUCUCCAUCGUCCCGCUCUCGAAUUGAACGUGAAUACUUUGAUAGUCAUUUUGAACCAUUUUAUCGUACCGAACAAGUUAUUAUACGUGCAGUGAAUUUACCAAGUUUCGUACAGAAUACAAGUUCUGGUCCGGUACAAUUUGGACCAGCAUUUAACAUGGAUUUCUUAUUGGAAGUUUAUAAAUUACAACAAAGAAUUAAGGAAAUUGGUGUUGAAACUGGUGAAAGUUUGGCAAAUAUAUGUUUUAUGCCUCUGGAAUCUGCAUUCUCCACAGAAAAAGAUAUUACGAAAUGUGUGGUACAAAGUAUUUGGGGAUAUUAUCAGGAUGAUAUGGAAACAUUCCUUACAAAUGAUACUGAUUCAGAAGGAUAUGCCAUCAAUUAUUUAACUCAUUUUAUCGAAUGUUCACAAAAUAAUUACCUUUGGAAUUGUAUGGCACCAUAUGGAGGUCCAAUCGAUCCUGCUAUUGCACUUGGUGGAUUUUUACAAAAAGAUGAUACCCUUCUAAACAACAAUCAAUACGAGAAAGCAACAGCCGUUAUUUUAACAUUCGUUGUAAAUAAUUAUCACAACAAAACAAAAUUAUUACCAGCAAAAAUAUGGGAAGAAAAAUUCGUUGCAUUUAUGAAAAACUAUACAAUGUUUGAGCAACCCGAUUUUAUGGAUAUCGCAUUCACAUCAGAACGAUCAAUUGAAGAUGAAUUGGAUCGUGAAAGUCAAUCGGAUGUUUACACGAUUUUAAUAUCAUAUUUAUUAAUGUUUGCGUAUAUUGCGAUAGCCUUGGGUCACGUUAACGAAUGUCAUCGUGCUUUUAUCGAAUGUAAGAUUACACUAGGUUUAGGUGGUGUUGUUAUCGUUCUUGCAUCAGUUGGUUGCUCCGUUGGAAUAUUUGGAUACUUGGGUGUACCAGCAACACUAAUUAUCGUCGAAGUCAUACCUUUCUUAGUAUUAGCCGUUGGGGUGGAUAACAUAUUUAUCUUGGUUCAAACACAUCAACGUGAGCCUCGUAAACCAAAUGAAACACAUGCUGAACAUAUUGGACGUACUUUGGGUCAAGUUGGUCCAUCGAUGUUAAUAACAAGUGUCUCGGAAUGUUGUUGCUUCUUUUUGGGAAGUUUAUCCGACAUGCCUGCAGUACGAGCUUUUGCUUUAUACGCAGCAGUUGCAUUGUUAAUCGAUUUCUUGUUACAAAUAUCAUGUUUUGUAAGUUUAUUAUAUUUGGAUACAAUACGACAAACCGCAAAUCGUUUCGAUAUCUGUUGUUUUAUUCGAGGUCGUAAAAAAGAUACUAGUAUCGAAGUGAGUGAAAGUAUUUUAUAUAAGUUUUUUAAAGCAGUCUACGCCCCAUUUUUAUUGAGUAAACAUACACGGACAUUUGUUAUGGUGGUUUUUGUGGGAUGGUUUGUUAUUUCGACAGCGCAUUUAAGUAGCAUCGAUAUUGGUUUGGAUCAAGAACUAUCAAUGCCUGCAGAUUCAUUCGUUUUAAAAUAUUUUAAAUAUUUAAAAGAUUAUUUAAGUAUUGGACCACCAGUUUAUUUUGUUGUGAAGAAUGGUUUGAAUUAUUCCAUGGAUACACAUCAAAAUUUAAUUUGUGGUGGACAACACUGUAACGAUGAUUCGUUAAUUGUUCAGUUGUAUCAAGCUAGUCAUGUACCAAAUUAUACGUUUAUUGCACGGCCAAGUUCCAGUUGGAUUGAUGAUUAUUUUGAUUGGUCGAAAUCGAGUGCAUGUUGUAAAUAUUUCCCGUCGAAUAAUAGUUUUUGUCCACAUGAAAAUUAUGAUUGUAUGAGUUGUGAAAUCGAACAAAAUCAAAUUCAACGUCCAGUACCAAAAGAUUUUGCAAAAUAUGUCUCCUACUUCUUAUUGGAUAAUCCAGAUGAAUCCUGUCCAAAAGGUGGUCAUGCUGCAUACGGACAUGGUGUAAACAUCUUAGACAACAAUCCGAAUGGUUUAUCAACAGUGGGCAGUUCAUACUUCAUGACAUAUCACACCGUAUUAAAGACAUCAUACGAUUAUUAUGAAGCAAUGCGUCGUGCACGAUUCGUUGCAAAAAAUAUCACCGAUACCAUCAACAAACAUUUAAGUGAUAUGCAACAAUUAACUGAUGCGAAUACAGUUGAAGUGUUCCCAUACUCAGUGUUUUAUGUGUUCUACGAACAGUAUUUAACAAUGUGGCCAGAUGCGUUAAGUAGUUUAGGAAUUAGUUUAGGUGCUAUAUUUGUAGUGACAUUUUUAUUAAUGGGUUUUGACUUUUUCUCCUCGUUAACGGUGUUAGUUACAAUUACAAUGAUUGUGGUGAAUUUAGGUGGUUUAAUGUACUUCUGGAAUAUAUCAAUGAAUGCUGUCUCCUUAGUGAAUUUAGUGAUGGCUGUUGGUAUUGCUGUGGAAUUUUGUUCACAUUUAGUUCAUUCAUUUGCCGUAUCGGUAAAAGAGACUCGUGUUGAACGUGCUAAAGAAUCUUUAAUUAAAAUGGGUAGUUCGAUUUUUUCGGGUAUUACGUUAACGAAAUUUGCUGGAAUUAUUGUAUUAGGUUUUGCAAAUAGUCAAAUAUUUCAAGUGUUCUAUUUUCGUAUGUAUUUAGGCAUUGUUAUUAUUGGUGCAAUGCAUGGUCUCAUCUUUUUACCAGUACUUUUAAGUUAUAUAGGUGCAUCAAUUAAUAAAGAAAAAUUAGCCGAACAUCAUAGGAAAAUUGGAAGAAGUAAUAUGCAAGAAACUUCACUAAAUCGAGCGUGAUGCAAGGCAAAUUCCGUCGACGACGAGACGGUAGUGAUGCCGUUGGGAGAGAACGAGAUAGUAGUGAGCACAGACCCGAAUCAUCCACAACAGUCGAACCAAUCGCCUCUAUCAAUACAACUACUGCUUUGUUGUACACGGAUCCAUCUCAACGGAGCACGCUCGAAUCACGACAUCAUUACGGAAGUAUAAAUAGAGAAAACUUGAUUACGAAUUAAAAAUAGUUGAGGUGUGGAACACAAUAUUAAUCCUAAGAGGAAUAUGAAAUUAAUAAUUAAAUAAUAAUAAUCUAUUGGACAAAUAUUUUUUAAUACAAAUACUUUUUUACACAUUUUCACUUGUUAUUGACACCGAAAAUUUGCUCCGAAAUGUCGAAAAUAAUAAGUUACCAUGUAACAGAAAUGGAUUUUCCAAUUUUGAUUUACUCUAUACUUAAAAUAAAAAAACCAAAAAUAAUCAGGUUUACCUUAUCGAACUCUUGCGACAAUAAUAAAAUAGGACAAAGCUACAUUUAUAUCUCAACGUGGUCUUGGACCUUUAAGAAUUAUUAUCUAUCGAUUUGAGAGAAUGUCAAUCCUAACGUUAUCGGUCACGCUUUCCAAUAUCAAACAGUCAUGUUUUAAAAAUUCUAGCUCGACCCGUGCAGAAUACCGCAGUGCAGUAUUCUAGGAAGAUCUCGCGAUGUGACAA